Messenger RNA from Naegleria lovaniensis, 717 nucleotides. RefSeq lists its product as uncharacterized. Gene Ontology annotation, cellular component: cytoplasm. The record is from RefSeq and is a predicted model, not a curated record. Bases 1 to 717 code for a protein of 238 amino acids. NCBI's taxonomy places the organism in Eukaryota, Heterolobosea, Eutetramitea, Acrasida, Naegleriidae. The transcript is spliced from 2 exons.
AUGUUGAAAUCAAGUGGAUUUUUCACGGAUCAGGACAAGGCCAACGCUGCCAAUGCGUUUGAACAUGCUACCAAGACACUCGUAGAAAAGAAAGCAAGAGAGAAUUUGAAAAAGGAAGAGGAAAAGAAUAGACCAAAAUACGACCAACCAAAAGAUGUAUUCAUUAAAGAUAAAAAAUCGGGAUUGAGGGAAGACAAACCAAAGGUUGAGAAGAAGGAGGAUAGCGACGAUGAGUACGAUUACCUUUUGGAGGAAGAGGAUGACGAAGAAUUACGAUCACUCCGGGAGAAGAGGCUUCAAAAAUUAAAAGAAGCCAAUUCAAAGAAAAUGGAACUAGUGAACACGCGCCAACACACCAAGUAUGUGGAAAUUGCAGAAAGCGACUUUUUAGACGCAGUUCUUAAAAGCAAAUAUUGUGUGUGUCACUUUUUCCACAAAGAUUUUGAAAGAUGUAAAAUUGUUGACAAGCAUUUAGGAAUUUUAUGCCAAAAGUACUGGCAAACUAGAUUUGUGAAAAUCGAUGCCGAAAAAACACCAUUCUUUGUGACAAAACUUCAAGUUCGAGUUCUUCCAUCUGUUGUUCUGUUUAAGGACGGUGUUGCAGUCGAUAGAAUUGUUGGCUUUGAAGAACUGGGUGGUAAGGAUGAUUUCCCAACCGUUUUUAUGGAAAAACGACUCUUAAUGUCAAAAACAGUUGGCACUGAUUUGGAAUUGUAA